Messenger RNA from Musa acuminata subsp. malaccensis (wild Malaysian banana), 727 nucleotides. RefSeq names its product dirigent protein 22-like. NCBI's taxonomy places the organism in Eukaryota, Viridiplantae, Streptophyta, Magnoliopsida, Zingiberales, Musaceae. The record is from RefSeq and is a predicted model, not a curated record.
AUGGCACUGAGUCCUGAAGACUCUCCAGCGUGGGUGCAGCCAUGGCCGAACUCCGUGGCUUUUCCUUUACCACCGGCUUCUUCUUCCUCUUUGCUGUCGUGUUCGCUUUUGCUUCUGCAGCAGAAGAGCCGCAUGGGUUCCUCCAGAGCGAGAAGCUGGUGAAGAAGCCGGUGCGCGAGAAGCUGAGCCACCUGCGGUUCUACUGGCACGACGUGGUGAGCGGGCCGGACCCGACCGCCGUCACCGUGGCCCGGGCCGCCGCCUCGUCCACGAACGCGUCGGCCAGCGGGUUCGGCACUGUGGUCAUGAUCGACGACCCGAUGACGGUGGGGCCGGAGCUGUCGUCACGGCUCGUCGGCCGGGCGCAGGGGUUCUACGCCCUCGCCGCCAAGGAGGAGACCGCCCUGCUCAUGGCCAUGAACUUGGCCUUCGUGGAGGGGAAGUACAACGGGAGCACGAUCGCCGUCCUGGGGCGGAACGCGGUGUUCUCCGAUGUGCGGGAGAUGCCGGUGGUGGGCGGGAGCGGGCUGUUCCGGCUGGCCCGCGGCUACGCCCAGGCCAGGACGCACAGCUUCGACCCCAAGACCGGCGACGCCGUGGUCGAGUACAAUGUCUUUGUCAUGCAUUACUAGUGGUUUGGCAUUAUUUCGUCGUCUUCUACAAUAGUCGCUGUAAACUCCGUGCAUAAGUUUUCGUCUCUCAAUCAAUAAGCGGCAGGUUCGGCAAA